CAGAAGAGGAAACAGACACUGCUCCGCUCUCCACAGAGAUGGCUGGUGGUCGCCUGAGCUGCCUCCUGGCGUACGCGCUGCUGCUCGGGGUCUCCCGCCACGAUGUGGAGGCGUCAGAAGGAAAACGAGUCAUUCAUAAAGAAGUUGGAGACUCUGUGGGGCUUUCAUCAAAUUUAACAGCUAAAGAGGUCAAAGGGGCAAGAUGGAGAUAUGGAGACUCAAAUGUAGCAUUCCAAGGUUCAGGUCUUACUCCAAACCAUCCAUUUAAGGGCAGAGUGAAGUUAAAUGACACAAGUUUUAGUUUAACAAUAAGAGACCUGACUCUUCAAGAUUCUGGUGAAUUCAGUUUGAUGGGAGAGGUCAAAGGUGAACAAGUUUCAGUCUUCAUCACUCUGCAAGUUCAUGAGCCAAUAUCUACAAAUUCCAUUGUGUUUUCCAACGUCACUGAGGUUGGAUCAGAUGGAUUUUGUACAGUUUUUCUGGAGUGCAAAGCAAAUCCUCACAGUGACGUCACCUACAGCUGGACUGUGGGAACCCAAACCAGAAACGGCUCCACACUGCAAUACAGCAUUAGACCACAAGAUGGCGACACAAUAUUCACCUGCAAAGCCUCCAAUGUUAUCAGUGAGAAGUUAGCAUUCACAACACUGAGAUGUAGCAACACCACAGGACCCGGUUCUAAUGAAGUUGCAGGAAUACCAAUCCCAGUCUGGAUUAUCCUUGCAGUAGGAGGAGGUUUACUGAUCAUUAUUAUAAUCAUAGUGGUGAGCGUAUGUCUCUGCAAAAGAAGAUGGUCUGGAAGCGAUUCAACCGAACUCACAGUUUAUGCCGAUAUCUCCGAUUUUUCAUCUGAAGUGGGGCCCUCUGAUAAACCAUGCUCUCUGUACGACACUAUCGAGAGCAGAAACAGCCCGGAUCGCCAAAUGCCUCAGACGGUCUACGACCAGAUCCAGAUUGAUCGGAUGAGGAAGACUUCGGUGUCUCCGUACCAGGAGGUUUCCUAGACGAUUUGAACCUUCAUGUUUUGGUGCACCUCAGGGAAAACAGUCAGAAAACACCCAGUGGCUUGUAACGGUCCCAGUUGUGUAUAACUUGGAAGUGGACGAUAUGCAUAUUAAUAAGAAACAUUUGAUUUGAUAAAACCUAAUUUAGGGACGGUGAUCUGCAAAAUGUUUAUUGUUCAUUUAAAAUAUGUCCAUGUUUUUCCCUAAUUUUAAAGCUGGGUGGUGCAUAACUUUCUGUUUUGUAAAUGUGCAACUGGACUCUGUAACUUAUGUUUGUACAUCUUGUAAAUAUAUAGAUGAUAUAAAUAAAAAUGUAUAUUAUGCAAAUGUUUGUCUUGUUGAGGUUCACUUGUGUUGCCGUUCACCCGGCUGUACGUCUGCUUUUUAUUUAUUUAUUUUUUUUAUAAACCAUCUGUACCAUAAUAAAAAUUAACAUUUUGUCUGA
This is a messenger RNA of Xiphophorus couchianus (Monterrey platyfish), 1449 nucleotides long. Its product is annotated as SLAM family member 5-like. Gene Ontology annotation, cellular component: membrane. The coding region runs from base 39 to 1004 and encodes 321 amino acids. The record is from RefSeq and is a predicted model, not a curated record. NCBI's taxonomy places the organism in Eukaryota, Metazoa, Chordata, Actinopteri, Cyprinodontiformes, Poeciliidae. The transcript has 7 exons.